Cannabis sativa is the source of this 1142-nucleotide messenger RNA. Its product is annotated as protein CHLOROPLAST IMPORT APPARATUS 2. Gene Ontology annotation, biological process: regulation of DNA-templated transcription. The transcript has 3 exons. Gene Ontology annotation, molecular function: protein binding. The coding region runs from base 90 to 932 and encodes 280 amino acids. Gene Ontology annotation, cellular component: nucleus. NCBI's taxonomy places the organism in Eukaryota, Viridiplantae, Streptophyta, Magnoliopsida, Rosales, Cannabaceae. The record is from RefSeq and is a predicted model, not a curated record.
CCUACAGAAUGCUGAGCACUAGUACCAUGCAUAUAUAUACAAAAAAUUAUAAUGAAAAAUAAGAGAGACACAUAACAAAAGAAGUGAAGAUGGGUUGCAACGCUUUAUUAGUCUUAAGAAGCCCAAAGAAAGAAGAACAACAAGUCCCAAUUGCUACUACCACUCACUUGUCCGAGGGCAAAGAUAGUAAUUUGAAGAGUGAAGAUGUUGAUAUAAUGGAAGAUUUGGAGAGAAUUUUGGGCAUUAAUGAAGAAGCUGAAGAAGUUCAUAAUAAGUUGACUAAUUAUAAGGGUAAUUAUGUUAGUCAACUUAACUGGGAAUUCAUGGAAUGGAAUAAGUUUCCCAAUAAUAUUGGAGAUCAAGAAGUAGCUGAAGAUGAUGAUGAAGAAGAAGAAGUGUUAUUAUCAGAGCAGAAGAAUAUGUCAUUAUUAAUUGACAAGGAUUAUUAUGAAAAAAAUUACAAGUGCUUUUUUGAAGAAGAUGAUGAUGAAGAAGAAGAAUAUUUAGAAGAAGAGAAUAAUGAUGAUCAAGAAAGACACUAUAGAAGUGGUGAUAAUAAUCUAAAUACCAUUAAGAAAGAGGAAGUUGGGUUUUCAUGGGAUGAUCAUGAUUAUUAUAAUAAGAAUAAUAAUAAGGGUUCGCUGAAUCUGAGUUUGAAUUAUCAAGAGGUUUUGGAAGCUUGGUCAGAUCGUGGCUCUCUCUGGGCUGAUGAGUACUCUCUUUCAAUGGCAUCAUCAAAUGGCUCUAAUAACUACAUGGGAGAAGUACCAGUUUUAAUGGAAGAAGAAAAAAGAAGAAGGGAAGCUAGUGUUCUUAGGUACAAGGAGAAGCGCCAGACUAGACUCUUCUCCAAAAAGAUAAGAUAUCAAGUUCGCAAACUCAAUGCAGAUAAAAGACCAAGGCUCAAGGGUCGUUUUGUGAAAAGAGUUUAAUUAAAGUGAAUUGUGCUGAUACAAGGGUAUGAAUGAAAUAUCUAUUUAGUAUCCAAAAAUAUCUCACUCCACCAGUAUAUGGACUUUUUCUCUUACAUAAUCAAAAUAUCUUUUUAGUUACAUAUGUAUAUAGAUAUUUAUAUAUGUAGCUAGUUGUGGAAUUAUGUUUUCAGUCGCUUUAUUAAAUUUGUUUAUUUGUUCAGGGCACUA